AUGACGAGCCCAAACAAUGAUUCAGACCUCCUUAACCAUAUCAACUCCGAGUUAAAAUCAGCAUACCUGGAAGAGGAGGCUUUCUGGAAGCAGAAGAGCAGGAACUUAUGGCUUAGCCUUGGUGACCGAAAUUCUGGCUACUUCCAUGCUGUUACCAAAGGCAGAAACGCAGUUAACAACUUCUCAGUAAUUGAAAAUGCGGAUGGGGAACCGGUAUUCACUGAGAAGGAGAUUACAGGAAAACUUGUUGACUACUUCAAAGGCCUAUUCACAACUGUCCCUGGUGAGAGAAAACAAAUUGUCGCCCAAGCAAUAUCACCGAAAAUAUCCACUUUGGAGAAUGAAGCUCUUCUGCAAACCCCAUCAGCAGCAGAAGUGUACUCGGCGUUACUUGCAAUUCAUCCGGACAAAGCACCAGGUCCGGAUUGGUUUUCUGCAAGUUUCUUCCAAGCUAACUGGCCAACUAUCAGAGCAGAUAUCGUAUCUGAGAUCCAGGGACUAGUCAAACCGCAAAGAGGCAUUAGACAGGGAGAUCCCCUCUCACCUUACAUCUUCAUCAUGUGCAGUGAAGUUUUGUCAGGACUCUGUCGAAAGGCACAAGAAGAGAAACGUCUGCAAGGCAUUCGGGUAGCUACACACUGCCCCAGCAUAAAUCAUCUUUUAUUCGCAGACGAUACUCUAUUCUUCUGUAGAACCAACCCAAAAAACGUCUCAGCCCUCCUAAAGAUCCUCUCACUAUAUGAGACAGCCUCAGGACAACGAAUCAAUCCACAAAAGUCAGGUAUAACCUUCUCUCACCAAGCUCCCCUAAUGCUCAAAGAAAAGAUUAAAACAGAGCUGGGAAUUGAGAAAGAGGGAGGGGCAGGGAAGUAUCUUGGUGUGCCUGAACAUUUUGGCCAGAAAAAACGAGACCUGUUUACUUCCAUUGUGGACAGAAUCCGACAAAGGGCAGUUAGAUACGCUACAAGAUAUUUAUCUCCUGCGGGCAAGAUGACUCUCCUAAAGUCUGUACUAGAAGCUAUACCAAACCAUACUAUGCAAUGCUUCAAACUGCCACAAUCCCUUUGUAAAAGGAUCCAAUCUGCUCUGACACGUUUCUGGUGGGAUCCAAAGGCAGGAGAUCGCGGUAUGGCUCUAGUAGCAUGGAACACAAUGGUGAAAUCUAAAAGCGAUGGAGGCUUGGAAUUUCGUGACAUACAAAGCUUCAAUGAUGCCCUCCUGGCCAAAGUUAGCUGGCGCAUUCUGACCUCGCCCUCAUGUCUUCUAGCUCGGGUACUUGCUGGGAAAUACUUUCAUGACCAAGACAUCCUCACCGUACAACCCCCAGCAGCAUGUUCCCAUGGCUGGAGGGGGAUAUUAAUAGGACGAGAUAUGCUUAAAGAACAUCUGGGUUGGGCCAUUGGUGAUGGCCAGAGUGCACUAGCGUGGCAAGACUCCUGGUCUAUCAAACCGAGCAAAUGGGGAGGUGCUGAUAAACGAAUCUUGUGCAAGCAAGCUUCAGGAAUCUACACUGCUAAAACUGGAUACUAUGCUGCGCUAGAGAAAAACAAACCAGACAUCCCAGUAGCGCAAGAGUACUCUCAUGAUUGGAUUAAAGAUUUGUGGAGCGUUAAGAUGGCACCUAAACUGAAGCUACUCUUAUGGAAAAUCCUACAUGAAGCCCUCCCUGUUGUAGAACUCCUGGUAUGGAAAUUGGCACCUUAUGCAGGAGACCUCGAUGCUUUACAAGUACCCUCCUUUGAGAUGGGUUGGAGAAGGGCUUUGAAUGCUGAUGUCCUCCCUCCUAUUGGCCUUAGUGAUUGCCAUCUUGCUCCUUAA
Brassica oleracea var. oleracea is the source of this 1818-nucleotide messenger RNA. RefSeq lists its product as uncharacterized. Lineage: Eukaryota; Viridiplantae; Streptophyta; Magnoliopsida; Brassicales; Brassicaceae. The record is from RefSeq and is a predicted model, not a curated record. The transcript is spliced from 4 exons. The coding region runs from base 1 to 1818 and encodes 605 amino acids.